AUGAUGAAAUACUGCCAAUUUAUUUUUGUUGUCUAUUGCUUGUUACCACCUGUUCACAGUGAUUUCCCUGACUUUGUGUCCGGCUUCGGUUUAACAGUAACGAACUUUUCAAAAGUAAAUGAACAACUUUGUGAUGUAACUGUACAAUCGCAAGAAGUUAAAGGUGACCAACAGAUUCGAAUACUUCUUCCUCAAAAUUAUACAACUAGUGGUAAAACACGCCGCUAUCCUGUUCUCUAUUUACUCCAUGGAGGUAUGGGUGGUGCUGAAGACUGGACUCAAAAGGGUGGCAUAGCACAACAAAUUCUCGGCAACUUAUCAUUGAUUACCAUCAUGCCAAAUGGUGAUCCAUUUGGAUGGUACACGAAUUGGAUUAAUCCAGGGAAAGCGGCUCCACAAAAUUGGCGGACAUUUCAUAAUGAACAGGUGGUACCUUGGAUCGAUGCAAAUUUACGAACAGUUGCACGAAAAGGAGGCCGCGCUAUUGCUGGUCUUUCUAUGGGUGGAUUUGGUGCUGUUCGUUAUGCUGAAGUCUAUCACCAACUAUACAAUUACACGGCAAGUUUUUCGGGGGCGAUUGAUUUGCUCAAUUGGGGUGUUCAAACAGUUAUUUUUGGCUCAGAAGCAGCAGACAAAAAAGCAGUAGAUGGUCCAUUUGGUGUUCCAUUUCUUACAACACCCUCGAGCGGAUGGGUCAUUGAGAAUCCUAUUACUCAUGCUAAAUUGUUGCGCGACGUCAACAUCGCACUCUAUUCCGGUAAUCAAGGCAUUGUCGAGCUUGCCAUGCACGAUUGUAAUAAUCAUAUGAACAGAACGUUAAAUUCGUUAAAUAUACCGCACUACUAUGAUUUUUACGGCAAUGGGAAGUCAAUUGGACACGGCUGUCACGGUAAACAUGAAUGGCCAUGUUGGAAUGCAGCUCUUAUGGAUGUUGCGCCAAAAAUUAUGGCUGUACUGGAGCAAGAAUAG
Adineta ricciae is the source of this 969-nucleotide messenger RNA. The record is from the annotation of a GenBank genome assembly. Lineage: Eukaryota; Metazoa; Rotifera; Eurotatoria; Adinetida; Adinetidae.